UGCUUCAUGGGUGUAAUGGAUCUGAGAGCAAAGGAAUCAUUGGAUGCAAUGAAGAAGUUUUGUACUGAUUGCAAAACCACAAAGACCCCUCUUUGGAGAGGCGGCCCGGCUGGCCCCAAGUCACUAUGCAAUGCAUGUGGGAUAAAAUAUAGGAAGAAGAGAAGAGCAAUUUUGGGUUUGAACAAAAGUUUAGAGAAUAAGAAAGUGAAAUGGCGUUCAUCAUCUCCAUCUCCAUCGUCGUCCUCAUCCAGCACCAUCACAACAAGCUCUCCUAUUCUCACAAGUGAUAUUGAUGUUGAUGACAUGAAGCCCAGUGGCCUAUUCAAUGGGUUGGGGGAGCCAUUGGAGAUGGGAUUAAUUGCAUUGAGCAGCCAAGUUUUGUUGCGAAGUUCAUCAUUAACGUGGAUGGUAAAGAAGCAAAGGUGUCAAAGGAGAAGGAAGUUUGGAGAGGAAGAAGAAAAUGCUGCAGUUUCUUUAAUGGCUUUGUCCUACGGCUUAUUUCCUCUUUCGACGAAAUCCACUCUCGAAGAGGAACAGCAACAGGCAGCUCUUAUUCCUUUAUUGUGUUUCAUCAAACCCCAAAGCCCUCUUUUGUUUUAUUGGGUUGAAAUUUUAAUUGAGAAAGAGGGUGGUUUAGAAAUGGAUGCUGAUUCAUGGACUGCUCGUCUUUCUUCAGCAUCUAAGAGGUAUCAAUCGGCUCUUCAAUUACGAUCUGAUAUGAUUAUGGGGUUUGAAGAAAUAGAUGGAGAAGAUGAAAUAAGAGAGGAGUUUCGAUGCCCCUUCUGCUCAGAGUAUUUCGAAAUCGUUGGCUUGUGCUGUCACAUUGAUGAUGAGCAUCCGGUAGAAGCCAAAAAUGGGGUUUGUCCAGUCUGUGCAGUGAGGGUGGGUGUCGAUUUGGUUGCGCAUAUGACCCUAAAACAUGGAAAUAUAUUUAAGAUGCAGCGCAGGAGGAAAUCACGUAAAGGUGGAUCUCACUCGACACUUUCUCUUCUGAGGAAAGAGCUACGAGAAGGAAAUCUGCAGUCCCUCUUUGGGAGUUCUUAUAUGGUGUCUUCUUCCAAUUCAGCACCUGAUCCGUUGUUGUCUUCAUUUAUUUUACCCAUGGUUGAUGAGUUUGUUAGUGCCCAGCCUCAUUGUUCUCGCGAAACUAGAACUAAGAAAAGUUCAGACGCGAGUAAGUCUGAAAGAAAUGCGAAGUCAUCUCCCCUUUCAGUGAAGGAUCAGGAAGAGAAGACAAAAAGAUGUGAGUUCGUUCAAGGGCUUCUGUUGUCCACAAUUCCCAAUGAUAUUUUAUAAA
Messenger RNA from Hibiscus syriacus, 1297 nucleotides. Its product is annotated as protein DEHYDRATION-INDUCED 19 homolog 3-like. Gene Ontology annotation, molecular function: zinc ion binding; sequence-specific DNA binding. The transcript is spliced from 8 exons. Gene Ontology annotation, biological process: regulation of DNA-templated transcription. Bases 7 to 1296 code for a protein of 429 amino acids. The record is from RefSeq and is a predicted model, not a curated record. NCBI's taxonomy places the organism in Eukaryota, Viridiplantae, Streptophyta, Magnoliopsida, Malvales, Malvaceae.